AGAGAAAGGUUCCUGAGGAACGUGUAUAAAUUCUCGAGCCGACCAGAGCCAGCUGAUAUGCAGCUGCAGUACCAGGUGUUGAAGGAGUGGAGAGUGAUCUCGUGGUCGCUGGACUGUAGAAUAUUGAAAGUGAGUCGAGUCGACGAGAAGCUCAAUUCCCUGCGCUAGAGCCCAAGCUCCGCAGAAGUUUAUCAGGUGAUGGCAUGUCAUUACACGGUAAUAUGGCGCUUUUCGGCGGGUCAUCGUGGCGCAUUACAAAACACUUACUCAGGAUACGUUCUGGCGUCAGGUGCCAAGCCAAGCAAUUGAGCUCCAACCUGCAACUGCGUCCCUCAUACGACUCUACGAACUUCAACCUCAGUUGUCUUCCACGGCAAAGUCGCUCUCCACUCAUCACAAGUCGCCAUGUCCUUUCAACGUGUUGGCCUGCGCUUUGCGCAGCAGAUGCGUGCCUUUGCCCCUCGACAGACUCUCCGGUCCAGCCUUCAACAACGAUUCGCCAGCACCCAUCCGAGCCCUCCAGGACAAGCGGGAAGCAAGUUGGUCGGAGCCCAAGACAAUGCUUUCAACAGAGAACGAGCUGCAGUGAAGGCCCAUGCUGCUGCCACGAGUGAUCUCUGGCGUAGACUUGCAAUCUACGUCGUUACUCCUUGCCUGAUCCUCGGAGCGAUCAACGCCUGGAACCUGUGGAAUGAACAUUGGGAGCAUUGGGAACACCUGCCGCCUCUGGAAGAGCGUGUCGAAUACCCAUAUCAAAACAUCCGGAUGAAGAACUUCUUCUGGGGAGACGGUGACAAGACCCUCUUCUGGAACGACAACGUCAACUACCACAACAAGGACAAGCAACAGUAAAUGUAAAGCACGCCAAAGUUGCCAAGUUUGAGCUGGUUGGGAAGUCUGGGGCAAUUCUGUACAUAUGGAGUCCUUCAAAGCAAGAAAGAGCGAAGUUCGUUGCGACUGAAAUGGCUUGAUCAAUCUACCUUGUUCCUACAUCAUUCACGGGCAUAACUGUUCGUUCCCAGACCAUGACCCAGAUCAGACCCGCUGAGCCCUAUACUGCUUCGUUAGCUCGAGAUACUGUGUGGCUGUAUCAUUUGCCAACACUAAAUCGCCUCGCCAAUGCAUGAUUGUGGCUUUUUUCUUUAGCAUCUCCAACUGGCCCUUUAGAUCCUCCACGCGUCGGAAUUGCUCAUAUGCGUGGUCAAUAUUCUCGACGGCUCUGCUGGUGAACUCCUUCUGUCUCGUGGACUGCUCUUCUUCCGCCCCGGCCAUGCCCAUGUUCGCGUCGGCCAAGACACCAAACGACCGCGCUGCCAUGUGGCAGUCCUGGAACUCGAGAAUCCGCGGGAUGAUGGACACCAAAAC
Molecule: messenger RNA, 1365 nt
Organism: Exophiala oligosperma
Lineage: Eukaryota; Fungi; Ascomycota; Eurotiomycetes; Chaetothyriales; Herpotrichiellaceae
Exons: 4
Coding region: 406-852 (148 amino acids)
Biological process (GO): mitochondrial electron transport, cytochrome c to oxygen
Cellular component (GO): mitochondrial inner membrane
Molecular function (GO): enzyme regulator activity
Source: RefSeq, a predicted model, not a curated record